AUGCCUAACAUCAUAAACCGUUGGAUUCUGCUGGUGGAAAGGCUGUUGGAGAAUGUGCUCAACAACAGUCUGGAGAAGGCAUCUCUGGAUGAGGUGGAGAACUGGUGGCAAAAGUUUUUUAAUACAAAACAUUUGUUAGAAGACGUGUCGACCAAAGAGUUAGUGUUUCGGUCCAUCGGAGCCUUCCUUUGUAUCCUAAUAAUCAUAACAACACUUGUGGGCAAUAUUCUGGUCAUCGUUGUUGUCACCAAAUUUCAUCGCAUGAGAACUGUUACUAAUAUAUUACUGGCCAGUUUGGCAUUCAGUGAUAUAACAGUGGCCUGUCUUGUAAUGCCAUUUACAAUAAUAUACGAUUUCAUCCGAUUCUGGCCCUGGGGUACCAUUGCCUGUCACUUCUGGAUAUCUUGUGAUGUCAUGUGUUGUACAGCAAUAUAUGCCGGCAUUAUCGUUUAA
This is a messenger RNA of Oppiella nova, 453 nucleotides long. Lineage: Eukaryota; Metazoa; Arthropoda; Arachnida; Sarcoptiformes; Oppiidae. The record is from the annotation of a GenBank genome assembly.